UUCGGGACUGACUUCCUGUCCGCGGGACUUGGCUGUUGGCAAGCGGGGUUGAGCCAGAAUUGUACUCCCCGCUUUCAAGGGACUUUCCAUCUUUCUGAGGACAGAACCAAUGCAUGUUAGCAGGGAGCUGUAUUGGAAGUGGAACAGCCAGGACUCGAACUGACAUAUAUAUGUGGUGCCAGCAUCCACAGGCAGUGACUUUACCAACUAUACCACAACGCCAGCCCUGGUUCAUUCAUAAACUGAAGAUCAAGAAACGUUUAAGUUAGCACACAGCUGAAAGAGGCAGAACCAGGCCUCGAGAUGAAAUCAUUCUGGAUCCUAAAACUCAUGAUCUGGACGAUGUCAAAAUGUCUCCUCCAGCUCCAUCUACAUGAAAUAGCUUCACAUUACCUCUCCAGCUUAGGAUACAGUACUGGAUGCAGAAGUGAAAGACGACAUUGACCUGGUUGGCAGUUGGCGUCCAGACCAGCCUGCGGGUAGGAACAGGCCUAGCCGCACCACAAGGCUAAGGCCUCCCUGGGGGCUGCGGACAGGUACCAAACUCAGGUGAAGAGGGAACGGCGUGCCGCAAGGGGUUCCUGGAGCAUCUGGGUGCACGAGGAAGGGGUGGCAGUGCUGGAAACUUUGUGGAGUGUGUGCUCCAACAUGAAGGCCACGGGCCCGGCAAGGGCCUGACGGGCCCAGGCUGGCCCCUCCCAGGGCUCCCGGCAGGUGCGCUGCUGCUCCCGGGAGGGACUUUCCGGUCCCGUGAGCACAGGGACAACCAGGAACUCGGGCUCAGUCUCCACCCAACAGUGGGGCGGAUCCGUCCGGGAUAAGACCCGCUGCCAAGCCCCGACGAGGGUGUGAUUUGCGUGGAACCGCAGAGGACCGGCGCAGCCCCGUCUCCGCACCAGAGAGAUCUUCUGCUUGGCUGACUGAACUCUGAUCUCAGUAUAGCAUCACGGCCAUGGCAUCCAAAGGAGGGACCAUCAAAGCUGCUUCAGGAUUCAACGCUGCCGAAGAUGCCCAGGCCCUGCGGAAGGCCAUGAAAGGACUCGGCACCGAUGAGGACGCCAUCAUUCAAGUCCUUGCCUACCGCAACACCGCCCAGCGCCAGGAAAUCAGGACAGCCUACAAGUCCACCAUCGGCAGGGACCUCGUAGAUGACUUGAAGUCAGAACUGAGCGGCAACUUCGAGCAAGUGAUCGUGGGGAUGAUGAUGCCCACCGUGCUCUACGACGUGCAGGAGCUGCGAAAGGCCCUGAAGGGCGCUGGCACGGAUGAGGGCUGCCUGAUCGAGAUCCUGGCCUCCCGGACCCCAGAGGAGAUCCGGCGCAUCAACCAGACCUACCAGCAGCAAUAUGGCCGGAGCCUUGAAGAUGACAUUUGCUCUGACACGUCGUUCAUGUUCCAGCGCGUGCUCGUGUCUCUGUCAGCUGGUGGCAGGGACGAAGGGAAUUACCUGGAUGAUGAUCUCGUGAGACAGGAUGCCCAGGACCUCUAUGAGGCCGGAGAGAAGAAAUGGGGCACAGAUGAAGUGAAAUUUCUGACUGUUCUCUGUUCCCGGAAUCGAAAUCAUCUGUUACAUGUGUUUGAUGAAUACAAAAGGAUAUCCCAGAAGGAUAUUGAGCAGAGUAUUAAAUCCGAGACGUCUGGUAGCUUUGAAGAUGCCCUGCUGGCCAUAGUGAAGUGCAUGAGGAACAAGCCUGCAUAUUUUGCUGAAAGACUUUAUAAGUCUAUGAAGGGCUUGGGCACAGAUGACGACACCCUCAUCCGUGUGAUGGUUUCACGGGCAGAGAUUGACAUGAUGGACAUCCGGGCAAAUUUCAGGAAGCUCUAUGGGAAGUCUCUGUACUCUUUCAUCAAGGGUGACACAUCAGGGGACUACAGGAAGGUGCUGCUCGUUCUCUGUGGAGGAGAUGAUUAGAAUAAAUCCCAGAAGGAGAGAAGUGUCUCAACACUCUGCAUUUUUUUUUUAACUUCAUUUUUCUACACUGCUAUUAGCAUGAUCUCAGAAUGCUCAUUUCCAAUUAAAACGCCUACGGUUGUCUCCUAGGAUAUAGCCUGUC
Oryctolagus cuniculus (rabbit) is the source of this 2054-nucleotide messenger RNA. The record is from RefSeq and is a predicted model, not a curated record. NCBI's taxonomy places the organism in Eukaryota, Metazoa, Chordata, Mammalia, Lagomorpha, Leporidae.